This is a messenger RNA of Oxyura jamaicensis (ruddy duck), 3681 nucleotides long. It is a transcript of the gene THSD1, whose product is annotated as thrombospondin type 1 domain containing 1. The record is from RefSeq and is a predicted model, not a curated record. The coding region runs from base 389 to 2941 and encodes 850 amino acids. Lineage: Eukaryota; Metazoa; Chordata; Aves; Anseriformes; Anatidae. Gene Ontology annotation, cellular component: cell periphery. The transcript has 6 exons.
AAAAACACCUUCGUAUGGGCUCGCUGGGAAGCUGCGGAGACGGCUUUCUGCUCGUCGUGCAGGUAGUCCCGAGCGAAUUCCUCGGGAUUUCGGCUGCGUCGCGACCGUGCCCGGUGCUCCGGUCCUUAAGGACCACCAGCAGAGCAAGCCUCCGACACGACACCGUGUCUCUUGACAGUAGCCGGUGCUGCAGAGGAGAGCCAGCUCAGGAGUCCUUCGGGAGGCAAGCAGGGAGCAGCAGCCCCUAGGAGCAGGCUGGCCCUCCACCACUCUCUGCCAUCAGGCUGCCCCUGGCUGGAGGCACGAGGUGUUCUUGAAAAAAGUGCCUGCACUUUGGAGCUGAAAAAGGACAUGAGGAGUAAAAGGACCUGGGAUCUCACUGGUCAGAAUGAAACAGAUGUUGAAAGAUUUUUCAAAUCUGUUGUUAGUGGUGCUCUGUGACUACGUUCUGGGUGAAGCAGAGUACCUCCUGUUGGAGCGCCCGGGUCAUGUAGCCUUCAGCAACGAGACGGUGUCUGUGGAAUAUCGGUACUACAGCCAUGGUAAUGUGACGGCAGAGAACCUGUCCAUUCUCCUGCUGGAUGCCAGCACCAACGAGAUCAUUGCAAGAAAACAGCUUCCCGUGAACCAGUCCCAGGGGAUGGUAGAGUUUGAGUGUUUCUAUUUCACGAGUGCUGGGGACUUUUUGUUCAGAAUGGUCUCUGCCAGCGAUAAUAGCAGUGCUGCUGCUGCAAGUGGAAGAACAUCCACACUCCAUGUGGAAUGGCCCGUAUUUCACGUUGAUUUGAACAAGACUUCAGAACAGCCUGGAAGCUCCCUUCAGGUUGGACUUUUUACAAACGAGCACUUGUGUGCCACGAACAAGACAGUGGUGUCGCUGGAUGUGAUAUUCACCAGCGCCCUUUAUGAACUAGGAAGAGUAAGCUCUGAUGAGAUGCUGGGCAUUAGAACUAGCAAAGGAAUCCUGCUGUCUAAGUCCCAGUGGGUAGAGUUUGAUUGUCCGCAUGUUGGUCAAGAAACAUACAUCACUGUGUUACUGAAAUCGUUAGCCACACAUUCCCUUAUUGCCUCCAUGGGACCCAUAGAUCUCCUCCACAAAUUCGGAUACAGACUGGUUGUGGCACCAGAAGCAGUGUGCAAAACUUUGGUUCAGGUCUUCGUAGUCUCGCCACCGUGCACUUCUAUCAGUGGCAAAAUUGUUGUCUAUAAAGAGGCUGUCAAGCAUCCCACUCUAAGAACAUCUUGGCUCUAUGAGAACACCCUUCACCCAGGAGACAACAGGACAGAAUUUAACUGCACUUUGUUUGAUGUGGGGAAGAACAAAUAUUGCUUUGACCUCUAUAAUUUCUCAAACCGAAGCCAUUUCCUACCGAGAGUUAAGGAGUGUAUGAUGAUCCAAAGGAAUAUGGAAACGUGGAGCCUGUGGCAGCCCUGGAGCCCCUGCAGCGUCACCUGCGGAGAUGGUGUCCGGGAGCGCUUCCGAGAGUGUCUCACCUCCUCGCCGGCAAAACCAGGCUGCGCUGGAUCUCCAAGAGAGACCUCCUCGUGCUCCCUGGAGGAUUGUUUGACUGCCAAGCCUUCCACCCCACCUUCUGUCCAGCCAGGAGAGGACCAGAAAGCAAAUAACAUAGUCACCAUCACGGGUAUCUCCUUAUGUUUGUUCAUCAUCUUUGCCACUGUUCUCAUCACCCUGUGGAGAAAGCUCUGCAAAGCUCAGAAGUGCAGCGCCGCUGUGCGUCGAAACUCCGUCCACUCCCCUGGCUUUCGGAAAAACUCCGACGAAGAGAACAUUUGCCAGGGCAAUAAGCAGCGGGACAGCUUCACUGAGGGAGGGGAUGCCCCCGUUAACAUUCCUCUGACCUACAGGCGAAGCCUCCAGUUUGCCCAGGAAGAUGAUGUCUCUGGAAGCGAGAGCUUUCAGCCAAAUGCCCAAAAAAUAAUCCCUCCGAUCUUCAGCUAUCGCCUCGCACAGCAGCAGCUGAAAGAGAUGAAGAAGAAGGGCCUGACCGAGACCACCAAGGUGUACCAUGUCUCUCAGAACCCCCUCACGGACACGGUUGUUGGUGCCACCACAAUGCUUCCCCUGAGUGCAGAAAACCAAGAGGAGGCCGUGGCGAACAAAUUUCGGAUCAAAUCUCCAUUUCUGGACCAUCCAGCUGGUCAGCCCAAAUUCCCAGGAGAGGGCUGUAACCCUAGGCUGGAUUUUCCAUUCUCCCAGGCCAAUCCUGCACUGAGCCCCACGCAGACCUUGGUAAGGAGAGCUCAUUUCAAACACCCGGAUAACAGAGGGGAGAUGUCGGAGAGGGGCUGUCACAGGAACCCGCAGUUCAGAAGAACGGCCAGUUUCCACGAAACUAAGAAGGCCAGGCCUUUCCGAGAGAGAAGCAUGUCCACCCUCACCCCCCGGCAGACCCCUCUUUACAACUCCAGGACCAGAACGUGGGAGCAGGGCUUGGAAGACAGAGCACGGCCAAAGCUGAGAAACGCCAACCCGACAUGCGACAAGCUGGAUCAACCCCACGGCACCGUGCCGUGCGAACCGCAGGGCCGCGGCACAAAGUGCCACCACAGGGCGUGUCCCCCAGGGAAGAAGCUGGAUCCCAUCGCUGACCGCCAGCCUGCUGGUCAGGAGAGGGCAGCUGAAAAGCCCGAGGCCAGCCGAAGCAAGCGGGGCCCUUCGCCCAACCCCAGAAGUGAGUGGCGGAAGGAACCGGGCUCAGCUGGCAAAGAUAGUUACCAGAGAGGCCUAACGAUCAGUCCUGCCCAGUACCGAAAGGACAAGUGCCAGAGCUUCCCCUUGGACCCCGAGUUUGCCUUUUAUGAUAACACUACUUUCGGUUUAACUGAGGCAGAGCAACAAAUGAUCGACCUGCCUGGGUAUUUUGGCUCAAACGAAGAGGACGAAACGAGUACUUUAAGUAUCGAGAAGCUGGUGAUCUGAGGGACUCCGUGCAGCCCUACAGGAGGGGCGCGUGCCGGAGAGGAUCUGCAGAAUCUGCUGGCUCCUGGUGGAAGGAGCAGUGGGAAUUGGGUUCCCUCUUCGCUUGGAGAAGAAGGGAAUUCCCAAAGUCUGACUUGUGGGAACGCAUUCCUUCCUAAUUACUGGAAAGUGCUUCCAUAUAAUUAUUUUUUCCAUGUGUGUACCUAACAAUACACACAAAAUACCCUGGGAAGUCUCGUGUCAGUGAAGGCAUGACACAGGAAUAACCCAUGGGGGUUUAUUGCAUAAAGCAGUCACAUUUCAUGCAUCCUACAUAACGAAUCCCGUUGAUCUGGCCUUUUUCACCUUGUGAAAACCUCGUGCUAGUAGAUUACGGUAUCCUAAAAGAUCCGUUGUCCAGCAUCCUCAAACGUCUCUCCUAACUAGUGAAUCAUUUCCCAUUUAGAAAACACAAACCCCAAGUUGUGAGCAGUUUUCAUCAUUUUUGUGGUCAUUACUGAACUGUGUUGAUUGGCUGUGAUAGUUCUGCUAAGUCUCGUGGUGCUGUUUCUUUUAGCUGGUCGGAUGAAAGUGCAAACAACUGACACGAAACAUUUGGGGAGAACUUAAAACCGAGGGGGUGUUUUUCUUUAUUCAAGAUUGAUAUUUUCUUUCUGCCAGUAUUUAUUCCAAGAAAAUACAGUGAUGUUCAAAUAUUUCCAGGAAAUGAGUAGAAAAGAGCAUGCUACCAGGAAGGGCAA